AUGGAUUCAUUACCACCACAUAAUUACACCUUGUAUAAGACCACUUCACAUUCCAAGGAACCACCGCUGAUAGUAACUUUGUCAAUCAAUAACACACCAGGGGCAAUGGAAAUCGACACUGGCGCAUCAGUUUCAAUUCUCAGUGAGAACACAUAUGAGACGGUCUUCAUGGGAAAGAAACCGCCCCUCUCUAAGGACACAGAUGUAGAACUGCGUACCUAUACAGGACAGAAGAUUCAAGUCAUUGGUAAUUGUACUGUUACAGUUGAACACAAUUUCCAAAAGGCUGAAUUGCCCCUCCUUGUUGUAGCAGGUAAGGGACCGAAUUUACUUGGCCGGCACUGGUUGCGUCACCUUAAGUUGGCAUGGCACACGAUUCGCCAUGUGGAUCAAACACCAUCAACUGCAUCGAACAUUACUGAACAGUACAGUGAGUUGUUUCGUGAUGACUUAGGACAGCUCAAAGGUCAACGGGUGCACAUCAGCAUGAGGGAUGAUGCAAGGCCUGUAUUCUGCAAGGCCAGGCCUGUGUCAUUUGCAAUGAAGCAACAGGUUAAUGAUGAACUGGAUCGGCUCGAGAGGGAGGGUGUGAUUGAACCAGUUACCUUUUCUCGAUGGGCAUCACCCAUUGUACCCGUUAUGAAGGAAUCGGGUAAAUUGCGUAUCUGUGGGGACUACAAGUCUACUGUUAAUCAGUCAACAAACACGGACAUUUACCCAUUACCUCGCAUCGAGGAACUUUUCGUAGCUAUGGCAGGAGGUAAGGCAUUUAGUAAGUUGGAUCUAAGUCACGCCUAUCUGCAGCUUAUUCUUGAUGAGGAGUCUCGUGAGCUGCUAACAAUCAAUACACACAAAGGGCUCUUUCAGUACACGCGUAUGCCUUUUGGCAUAUCCUCCGCACCUGCAAUAUUCCAAAGGACCAUGGAAAGCCUACUAGCAGAUAUUCCACAAGCGGUCGCAUUCCUCGAUGACGUGUUAGUUACCGGACGCACUGUAGCAGAGCAUGCAGCAAAUCUCCAUAAAGUCCUGAGUCGGCUCCAAAGCGCAGGACUCCGUCUGAAACGAGAAAAAUGUGUAUUUCUUGCAACCGAAGUCAUUUACUUGGGACAUCGCAUAAAUGCGGCAGGGUUGCAACCAACAUCGAAUAAGGUUCUAGCAGUCAGGGAUGCACCAAUUCCACGGAACGUGUCGGAGUUGAAGUCCUACCUUGGACUACUGAAUUAUUAUAGAAAGUUUCUUCCCAAUUUGUCGUCAGUAUUGGGCCCAUUACACAGUCUGCUUAAGAAGAACACCAGCUGGUCAUGGAAACCAAUCCAUGAAAAAUCCUUCAGAGACUCAAAGGAAUUGCUUAUGUCGGCCAAAGUACUUGCCCACUACGACCCAGAUAAGGAGUUGAUAAUGGCCUGUGAUGCCAGUCCCUAUGGUGUGGGCGCUGUGUUAGCCCACAGAAUGUCGGAUGGAUCGGAACACCCAGUCGCUUUUGCCUCGCGUUCUUUAUCACCAGCAAAGAAAAACUACUCGCAGCUUGACAAAGAAGGUUUAGCUGUGAUUUUCGGAGUCAAGAAAUUUCACCAGUAUGUCUAUGGACGCCGGUUUGAGAUAACCACGGAUCACAAGCCAUUGCUUGGACUAUUCAGUGAACACCGAGCAAUAGCCCCCAUGGCGUCAUCCCGUAUUCAACGCUGGGCCCUCACACUAGCGGCCUAUAAGUAUCGCUUGGUGUACAAACCUGGGCAUUUAAAUGGCAAUGCCUAUGGCCUCAGCAGAUUGCCCCUGUCAACAUCAAUCCAUCCUACUCCAACACCAACAGACUACGUCAUGGUUAUGGAUCGGUUGGAAACCACGCUUGUCGGCCCUGACAAAAUUCGUCUUUGGACGGGUAGAGACCCAACACUCUCUCUAGUGCGCACAUACGUGAUGAAUGGCUGGCCAAGUGAAUGUAAUAAUGAAGCACUAAAGCCAUAUACUUGCCGCAAAGAUGAAUUAAGUGUGCAAGAUGGUUGCAUAUUGUGGGGUUCCCGAGUAGUCAUCCCCCCACAAGGUCGAACACAGAUUGUCCAGGAACUGCAUGAAUCGCACAUUGGAAUCUCGCGAAUGAAAUCACUCGCUCGUAGCUAUGUGUGGUGGCCAAACAUGGACAGAGACCUGGAAGAUAAGGUUAAACAGUGCACCGCAUGUCAAGUCUCUCGUAAAUCUCCACCCACUGCUCCGCUUCAACCCUGGGAGUUCCCUAGUCGGCCAUGGUCGCGUUUGCACUUGGACUAUGCAGGCCCAUUUAUGGGUAGAAUGUUCUUGGUGAUAGUUGAUGCGCACAGUAAGUGGUUGGACAUCCAUGCCAUGCACAGUACAACGUCGCAAGCCACUGUUGAACGGCUUCGUCAGACCUUUGCAACCCAUGGUCUGCCGGAAAUAAUUGUCACAGACAACGGCAGCAACUUCACAAGCGCAGACUUUGAAGACUUUUUGCGAUUGAAUGGCAUAAAACAUGUCAGAUCAGCACCGUUCCACCCCUCUUCCAAUGGUUUGGCAGAGAGGGCAGUGCAGUCGUUUAAAGCUGCAAUGCUACGCAUGACUGAAGGUACCGUUGAAACCAAAUUGUCACGAUUCCUGAUGAGUUAUCGCGUCACACCUCACGCAACCACAUGUGUAUCCCCCGCAGAGAUGUUGAUGAAACGCAAACUUCGCACACGGCUUGAUGCAAUUCGUCCUAAUAUCCAAGUCCGUGUUGACAGCAAGCAGUUCUCGCAGAAGGUGAACCAUGAUAAACACACCAAACUACGCACCUUCAAUACCAAUGACUCAGUGUAUGCCGAAAACUACGCUACUGGACCACGUUGGAUUGCCGGUUUGAUUUUGGGACGAGUUGGAAGCUGUAUGUUUACAGUUCAGCUGGAUGAUGGACGUGUCUGGAGAAGACAUGUGGAUCAAUUACGACCCCGUCAGUUGCUUGUUACACCCCCCGUCAAUGAUCCUAUUGCACCAGUCCCUAUUGUUCCACGAAGGGAGGAGGGAGAUGAUAGGAGCAAGUCUAGUUCCUGUGCGGACAACCAACCUGAACAGCCAACGGAUCAAAGCCAAUCUGAGAACAAUUCUUCAAACCCAGACCUUCGCCGAUCAACGCGCACCCACAAUAAACCCCCUCGCUACAGAUUCCACGAUUCCUAA
Molecule: messenger RNA, 3165 nt
Organism: Asterias rubens (European starfish)
Lineage: Eukaryota; Metazoa; Echinodermata; Asteroidea; Forcipulatida; Asteriidae
Exons: 1
Coding region: 1-3165 (1054 amino acids)
Biological process (GO): DNA integration
Molecular function (GO): nucleic acid binding
Source: RefSeq, a predicted model, not a curated record